UCGUCUUAUCAAGGACGCCAGAUGAAGUCUAUUCAGCUCUGCUAGCGGGACAAGCUGACUUACUUUGCAAGCAAGACUUACAGCAGCCUUCCCUCCAUAAAUGUGCACCGUCCGCCCGCCUGCACACUGCAGAGGCGCUCAACCUGCCUGUUUUACGCACAACGCAACUCCAGCCUGAGCGGCAUUGCAACUUUUCUCCGUGGUUGUUUUCAUGAAGAGCGGGAAGCUUUCGUCAAGGAACUAAGGGAGACUACUUUUUUUAAUUGCUUUUUUUGAAAAUAUCGAGGAUGCCUCGCCCUGGAAGAAACACGUACAGCGACCAGAAGCCACCUUACUCCUACAUCUCCCUCACAGCCAUGGCCAUCCAGAGCUGCCCGGAGAAGAUGCUGCCUCUCAGUGAAAUUUACAAGUUCAUCAUGGAUCGAUUCCCUUAUUAUAGGGAAAACACUCAGCGGUGGCAAAACUCUCUGCGACACAACCUGUCCUUCAACGACUGUUUCAUUAAAAUCCCCCGGCGCCCGGAUCAGCCAGGCAAGGGCAGUUUCUGGGCUCUGCACCCCAGCUGCGGGGACAUGUUUGAGAAUGGAAGUUUCUUGAGACGCCGCAAAAGGUUCAAACUGUUGAUGUCCGCCGAACACUUGGCCCAGAGUAAGCAGUCGGAUGCUGCCCAUUACCUCCAGCAGCAAGCCAAGCUGAGGCUGAGCGCCCUGGCAGCCUCUGGCACACACCUGCCCCAGAUGUCAUCUUACAACCUCGGAGUGUCUCAGUCCUCAACUUUUAAGCAUCCAUUCGCCAUCGAGAAUAUCAUCGCCAGAGAGUACAAGGUCCCGGGAAGCCUGGCGUUCUCCACCAUGCAGUCCAUGUCUGCCGGGUACCCGCUGCACAACCAGCUGACGACAGCCUGGCCCCACAUGUACAACACCAGCAUGAUUGACACGGUGGCACCGAUCUCCAUGGCGAGCGGCGACUAUAGUGCCUAUGGCAUGCCCCUCAAGUCCCUGUGUCACGGCGGACAGUCCUUACCGGCGAUUCCUUUGCCCAUCAAGCCCACCCCGACCUCCAUGGCCGGCUUCUCGGCGUUACCUACACACAUCCCCGCGUUUCUAUCAAACUCUCCGCAGUCUCUGAGCCCGACGUCCCCUCAGACAGCGACGAGCCAAAGCAGCCCUGCGACCCCGAGCGAGACCCUGACGAGCCCCUCCACACUGCAGUCUGUGGCGGUGCACUGACCAGCGGGACUCUCCCCAGUAGAACCAGCUGCUGGCCGGCUCGCAGGCCGCUUUACCAAUCCCAAAGUUUAUAUUUUCUGUCGUCGGAAACUAUCAAGGCGAGUUGCAGUUGCAUAUCGAAUUAUUUGUGUAUGUGUUGAAUGUGUCGCUUUAAAUUGUGUCAUAGAAGUCCAGCACAGGAUCGCACAGCGAAGUAUUGCUCUUGAAAAUAUAAAUUAUUUGAUAGUUCUAUUUUUCAGUUUAUUGUGAAAUGUGAGUGUUGAAAGUGGAGUUGUUUUGGCACCAUCAACUCUCAUUUGAAGUGCUUGCAAUUCCCGUGGCAGUUUUUCAGUUUUAUCAAAUAGCAAAACUUUUGCACCGUUUCUGUGUGACCACUGUAAUGUCAAUGAAAUUGCGAGGCAAUGCCUGUGUUUUUUUUGUUUGCUUUUUAAUACUGGAAUGAUGGAUAAGGGUAUACCAAAUAGGAAUAGGAUUUAGAUGUGUUCUUACCAUCCCUGUACAAAAAAGAAAACAAAAUGAGUUAUCAAAUCUUUUCAAAAUGGAAAAGUAGUAUGAGACUUCCUCAGAAUGCAAGAUGUGAAUAUUGCAAAUAACUGAUACUGAAAUGUUGUAAAAUGCACUUUUUAGUUUCUAUGUUUUAGAUAUCUAUUUUCCAGAAAAUGUUCUGUGAAGAAUUUAAUUUAAAAGGCUGUGGUGACCAUGUGUAUCAGAUGCUGUACAUUUGUACUUUUGUUUUUUUUAGGUAAAGCAUGCAUUCUAAAAAAUUGUGUUGGUACUGUUGUUGUAAAUGUUGUUGUUUGUUUUUUGUUUGUUUAUUUUUUGCAAGCAUGCGUGCUUUCGAAAAGUGUGCAAAAUCUGCAAUGAAUUGGAAAAAAAUGGUCAUCGAAAUAUUUUCUCAUUAAA
Molecule: messenger RNA, 2132 nt
Organism: Trematomus bernacchii (emerald rockcod)
Lineage: Eukaryota; Metazoa; Chordata; Actinopteri; Perciformes; Nototheniidae
Gene: foxb1a
Product: forkhead box B1a
Exons: 1
Coding region: 288-1229 (313 amino acids)
Biological process (GO): anatomical structure morphogenesis; cell differentiation; regulation of transcription by RNA polymerase II
Molecular function (GO): RNA polymerase II cis-regulatory region sequence-specific DNA binding; DNA-binding transcription factor activity, RNA polymerase II-specific
Source: RefSeq, a predicted model, not a curated record